GUUGAUGUCAGCAUGGAGGCAGUUCAGGAUCAGCCUGCUGGCGCUUCCAUUGGGAUGACAGCUGAUCCCGCCGUGGCGUAGAUGAGCAUCGGGAUCAUCCGAUCAACUGCUGAGAGUGAGCCUAGUCAAUGACAGGCGGCUGAAACGCACGUUCGUCUCAUCCGAGGUUUAUAUUUCACACAACACUCAACGAUACAAACUUAAUGGCAGAAGGGAAAACCCGAACGAGCAUCAGUUGGAAAGGAAAGUUCCCUUGCUGUCGGUUUUUAUAGUUUCCUGCAGCGUAGUCUGACCGCACUGAGGACAUUUGUGAUCACACAGGUAAUGAGUGAACAUGGAGGCUGGCUCGGUGGUGCGUGCAGUGUUUGAGUUCCUCCCGAGCGUCUCUGAAGAGCUUCCUCUGUUCACCGGAGAUGUCAUUGAAGUGCUCAGUGUUGUUGAUGAAUUUUGGCUACUUGGAAACAAAGAUGGAGUCACAGGUCAGUUUCCUACCACUUUUGUGGAGUCUGUUACAAUCCCAAGCACCAAGGCAGGAGAAAAUCUGUAUGUGUGCAUUAAUGACUUCAACUCUGCGGAGGCUGGAAACUUACCACUAAUGAGAGGUGAUGUAGUUGCUGCUGAAAGCAGUAUGGAUUCAGUGUGGAUGAGAGGGCAUAAUGCAUGGGGCUCGCGCGGGCUCUUCCCUGUCUCUUGCGUUAAAGAGCUAGAGCUUUCUGGACGGUCCAGGCAACUGUCCGAGCGCAGUGCAGCUGUCCAGGCCUCUGAGCUCCCACCACAUGCACUGGGCCAGGCUCGUGCCCUCAUGAACCUUCACGCCCAGUUGGACGAGGAGCUGGACUUUCGAGAGGGUGAUGUCAUCACCAUCAUAGGCCUGCCAGAACCUGGCUGGUUCCAGGGAGAGCUGGACAGCAAGACAGGACUUUUCCCAGAGGGUUUUGUGGAGUUGCUUGGACCUUUGCGCUCACCUCUGGAAGAGCCUGAACCACAGACCUUGGAACAGUAUCCGGCUUACAGCAGGGAGGAAGAAGAAAGGAGAGACGAAGAAGAGAGGGAUGAGGAACCUCCAGAAAUGGAGAUUCAGCAAUGUCAAGAGGAGGAAGAAGAGGAGGAGGAAGAAGAGGGAGCCAUUUACGGUAUUGCGCUUUAUGAAUUUCGAGCCCUUGAGCCUGGUGAGCUGGACUUUGAUGUCGGUGAUAAGAUCCGCAUCCUUGCCACUCUGGAAGACGGGUGGUUAGAGGGGCAAAUACACGGCAGGAGAGGAGUUUUUCCACAUCGAUUUGUCAAGAUGGAAGGGCAGCUGCAGACUGUCCCACAAACUGAGACUUUAGAUAAUGAAAUUAGUGUACCUAAAAGAGAAGAAGAGUGUUACACCCCAGAUUAUACCUCAGCUGAGGAAGAUCACACCGUGCCAGAAUAUGGACAGGAGUGGUCUAUCCAGCAAGACCACACAGUCUGGGACCUAGAUUACUUUGAGCGCCGGGAAGAGGAGCAAAAGGAUAACAGUGGUCACUACAUGCACUCUGAUCAGAGCUCUCAAGAGAGAAGAAUGGCUCAAAAUCAAUCACAGGUUCAGUCCCAAGAACAAAGGCGAGAUAGACCCCCACCUCCUCAGACACAACCCAACAGAGGAAGUAGCUUAGGCCACAGAAGUGUUCAAAAUAACAGAAGAAGCAGCCCCAAUAUGGGUCGACCUCAGCUGCCCCCUAGACCAAGUCUACAUGCUCUUAGCAACCGUAAAUAUAGCACUGGUUCUCACGCUAGCUUACGACAACCCCCACCAGCACCCAUCACAAAGAACCAGAGUUUCAAUCCACCUAACAAAACAUCACCGAAUUCCACCUGGACAAGGAACAAUGGUAGAUAUGCCUCUCACAACAGCAGAAACCCCUUAAGCAGUAAAAGCUCUGCUGAGAAGAACAGGCAGAAGAAGCUAACUCGACAUGCAAGCGUUAAUGAUGCAGACCUAAUAUCUGGUGGAAGCACUGAACAAGGGGCAUGGCCUCAGGUACAAGGUUCGAAUGGGUUUCCGACAUCCCAGACUAUGGGGACUUUGGCUUUGUCGGCUGGGGAUCUUGAAGCCAAGCUUUCUCAGCAGCUGAUAGAGUUCGAAAGGAGCUUGCCGGGUCAUAGCAAUGGAGCCACGGAGCAGAGUCGAUGGGAGGAAGUUAGUGGCAGACUGGGCAAUAAAGUAUCCCGCCACUUCUCUAUUAUGGACUACAGUGAUGAGAAUGACAUAAUCCGUGGAUCCUCUCACUCCUCAAUAGAACGUUUAUUACCUUCCACUUCCUCGCCUUCUGGCUCUGCCUCCUCCUCUUUGGAGAGACGGAAAAAUCUGCGUCCACCUCCUCCUCGACCUCGAAUCCUUAGGCCUUCGGCUCCAACAAAUACACAUUGUUCUCAGACCAAUGGUCGUAUUGCUCCUCAGCCUUACCGACCUGCACGUCCAGCACCACGUCCACCUCCUCCAUGUCCACGCACCAAUGCAGUGACACCUCCAACCACCUCCAACCCAUUUUAUAAUUCUCCAGAUGAGGAAGAGAUUGUUGAAGAGAUGGAAGAACUAGAGGAUGUUCUGGAAGCAGAAAAAGAGAUGGAAAUGGAACAAGAGCAAUACAGGUUACUCCUGAGGCUGGAGGAGGUGGAAAGAGAAAUUGAUAUGUAUUCUAAUACAGCCCAGGAGCUACAGGCCAUGCUGGAUGAGGAGCAGGAUGAGACUUCAAGGCAACAAGCUCUGGAGAAUCUUGAAUUUUGCUCUUACACCAUGGAGACACUGACCCUGGAACAGCAGCAGCUACAAGAGAUGACUCUUCUUGCCUCUCAGCCGAAAUCUCUAGAAUCAUCCCCAGCGUCUGCGACCAACACUGAAGACCCUGAACAAAGGAUGCUGGAGAAAAGGACAAAAGUCAUCGAGGAGCUUCUGCAGACUGAACAUGACUACAUAAAAGACCUUCAGAUGUGUGUGAAGGAGAUCAUUCAGCCACUGCAGAAGAAGCAGGUCCAGGGUAUUGACUUUGAUGGCCUCUUUGGAAACAUCAACUCUGUGAUUGACCUUUCCCGUAGGCUCAACAAGACCCUCCAGGACACUGACUCUAUAGGUCAAGUGUUCCUAAGCUACAAAGAUCAGUUGGAGGAUGUUUACAAAAUCUACUGCCAAAAUCACGACGACGCCAUCUCUUUACUGGAGACCUAUGAGAAGGAUGAGAACAUCCAAAAGCAUGUGUUGGAAUGUCUAGAGAAGCUCAGAGGGAUAUAUCGCGAGUGGGGAAAGACGAACUACAUUAAUCUGGGUUCGUUCUUAAUAAAGCCGGUGCAGAGAGUGAUGCGUUAUCCUCUCCUUUUGAUGGAGCUGCUGAACACCACUCCUGAGUCACACCAUGACAGACAGCAGCUCUCUGAGGCAGUCAUGUCCAUUAAAGAGAUCAACGUCAACAUCAAUGAAUACAAGCGGAGGAAGGAUCUGGUGGUGAAGUACCGCAAAGGCGAUGAAGACAGGCUAAUCGACAAGAUCUCAAAGCUGAGCAUGCACUCCAUCAUCAAGAAGUCAAACAGAGUGAGCAGCCAUUUGAAGCACCUGACUGGGAUCUCACCUCAGAUCAAAGAUGAAGCUUUUGAUGAUGCAGAGAAAAGAUUCAGACUCCAGGAGCGACUCAUUAAAUCCUUCAUCAGGAACAUCUCCCUCUAUCUGCAGCAUAUAAGGGAGUCAGCCUCAGUAAAGGUCUUGGCCGCCAUUAGUUUCUGUGAUAUCUACACAGAACGGCAACAGCCGAUGGACCCAGAGCGUUUCCAGAGAGCACAUCGAUGCAUCAGCGACAAACAGUUCACAGAGUUUAAGGAGAGGACAGAAGCCCUAGUCAUCACUCCCCUAACCCAGCUGCUCAACAUGUUCGCCGGUCCCCACAAACUGAUCCAGAAACGUAGAGACAAGCUUCUGGACUACGACAACUGUAAGGAGCGUGCCGAAAGGCUAAAGGACAAGCGUGUACAGGAGGAGCUGCAGACGGCCAGGAAUAACUAUGAAGCUCUGAACGCUCAGCUGCUGGAUGAGCUGCCCAAGUUCCACCGCGCGGCUGAAGAUCUGUUCACCAGCUGCGUCAGGGGUUUCGUCCAAGCCCAGGGAGAUUUCAUUUCACUCACACUUGGAGAGCUCACACCACUGCUGCAGCUGUCUGGCUUGGGAGGUACUGAAGGAAAUCUGGUGUCCUUGUUCCAAGAGGAGCACACGCGAGUGCUGGAUUUACUUCAGAGCUUCAGUUUCUUCCCUGAAAAUCUUCCCACUACUGUACGCAAGACUUUUGAGAAGAAGACUCUAGAGAAACAGAACAACAAGAAGCCCCAAGCACCUCCAAACUAUGUGCUCCAGACAGAUGAGCACCGAGCAGGGCUUCUGGUGAGAUACGGCCCAGAGAAUCUCUACCAGGCUGAAAGAAAUUUUAACGCAGCACAGGAUCUGGAUGUAUCAGUUCUGGAAGGAGACAUUGUGGGUGUCAUCAAGCAGCAAGACCCCAUGGGCAGUCAAAACCGCUGGCUAAUAGACAACGGAGUUACGAAGGGAUUUGUCUACAGCUCCUUCUUAAAGCCCUACAAUCCUCGCAGGAGUCAGUCGGAUGUCUCCAUUGAGAGCCAGUCAUCAAAUGAAUCUGGCUACGGUGGCUCCUCACCCAUGUUUUCACGGCAGAACAGUAACAGCACACUGACUUUCAACCAGGAGACGUCAACUGUAAGCUUCACAACAGCCACGACACAAAACCAAUCAAACACUCGGCCAAAUAAUGAGAGCACUCCGAGGAAAAACAGAGAGGCUUCGUCCAAUCAGAGGGAUUCCCUUGAACCUGCCUUCAGAAACUUACCCAAUCACAAAGAAGUGUCAGAAACUGCCAUUCGAAACAGCAGGGAAUAUUCAGAGCCCUCACACCGAAGUUCCACCAAUCACAGAGACUCUGUAGACUCUGAUCAAAACACUCCAACCAAUCCGAGAGAUCGGUUAGAUUUCUCAGAGACGGAUUCUUCUUCCUCCAGGAACUCCAGAUAUGAACCAUCAUCUAGAUAUCAGGAUUCAAAGGCUUCCUACGGCUCACAUCAACGACAGAAUGGAGACUAUUCAGGUCAGCAGAGAAGGCCACAAUACACUCCUGUGGAGUACAUCGAGCCGGAGCCUGAACCGGAGAUUGAUGGACACCAGAUAUAUUAUGCUCUUUACUCCUUCAGUGCACGCUGUGCAAAUGAGCUCACCAUUUCAGCCAAUCAGCGGGUGCGAAUCCUCGAGUUCCAGGACAUGAACGGCAACCAGGAGUGGUGGCUGGGUGAAGCAGGAGGACGGAGGGGGUACGUCCCGUCAAACUACAUCCGCAAAUCUGAGUACACAUGAGCCACAGUCUCCCACAAAAUUUCCCCAAACCCUACAGACCAACUCCAAACACACUACAAAAGGACAUUCUUGUGCCUUAACUAUAGCGGAGAGAUGCACUGAUGCUGUGAAAUGCUAAAAAAAUACCCUCCAUGUUGACGUAUUCACUCAAUGAAUGUAACUCCACAGCGCCUCCUAUUGGAUACAGAGGAUGGUGCAUGUUGAAUAUGAAGUAAUGGAGUGAAAAAAUAGAGAUCGUUUGGAUUGAGAGGCAAUGAGGUGUUGGAUUCGGUGGUCUCCAUUUAUAGUCCGUUUAUAGUGUUAGCGCUUAAUGCUCCGUGUAGAGCGUAGAUGUGUAGGAGUGAAGGACUUCACACUGGAUGGCAGAUGAUGGGAUUGAUAAUCCAGUACAACUGAGUGAAUGAGUGUUUGUUUGUGUGCCAGUGAAAAUUGUUUGAGUGUGUUUGUUGUGCUUUUGAGAUGUUUCCUCCCUUCAUUUGACAAUCUUAGAUGCACCAAGAGUGAAAAACAAGUCUUUGGGUAUUAUUGAAUGCGAACAAAAGCCUUUAUUUAAAGUGUUUGGAUUUACGCCACUUUGAGGCUUCCAGAUGUUAAAGGGAUAGUUCAGCUAAAAAUUAAAGUAGAUCAUCCUCUACUUGUUCCAAACCUUUUUUUCUGUUGAACUCUUAAUAGAAGAUAUUUUGAAAAGUGUUGGAAAAUGGCAGCCAUUGACUUAUUACUUUUAUGAAGUUAAUUACUUUUAAGCCUUUUAUUUCUGUAAUCUGAAUGUAUUCCAGAGGUAAACAGUAUAGUAAAUGAAAACAUAACAUUGGGAAAAGAAUUUUGUACAUGAAUUAAGUUAUUUAAAAUAAUUUAUUUUAAAUAAAUAGUAAAAUUUAAUUACAGAAAGUCAGCUAAAAAUUUUAAGUUGAUCAUCUUUUGAUUGUUCCAAACCUUUUUUUUCUUCUAAAAGUUUCUUUUUUUCUGUUAAAGUCUAAUAGAAGAUAUUUAGAAGAAUGUUGGAAAAUUGUAGCCAUUGACUUGUUACAUUUAUGAAAUUACUUUUCUGAAUUUUAUUUUCAUAAUCUGACAUAUUCCAGAGUGAAAGUGUAUAACGAAAACAACAUUGGAAGAAUAAUUUUGUACACAAAUUAAGUUAUUUUAAAUAAUUAAUUCUAAAUAAAUAGUCAAAUUUAAUUACAAAAAGUCUGCUUAAAAUGAAAGUUGAUGAUCUUAUGCUUGUUCCAAACCUUUUUUUCUCAUUUUUUUCUGUUGAACUCUAAUAGAAGAUAUUUUAAAGAAUGUUGGAAAAUUGUAGCCAUUGACUUAUCACUUUUAUGAAAUUAAUUUCUUUUAAUUUAUUUUUAUUUCUCUAAUCUGACAUAUUCCAAAGUGUAUAGUUAUUAAAAACAUAACACUGGGAAAAUAUUUCUGUACACAAAUUAAGUUAUUUUAAAUAAUAUUUUAUUUUGAAUGAAUAAUACAAUUUUUACAAAGUUUCAGCUAAAAUUAAAAGUUGAUCAUCUUCUGCUUGCUCUAAACUUUUUUUUUCUUCUAAAAGUUGAUUUUUUUUCUGUUGAACUCUAAUAGAAGAUAUUUAGAAGAAUGUUGGAAAUUUGUAGCCGUUGAGAGUGAAAGUGUAUAAUGAAAACAUAACAAUGGAAAAAUUAUUUUGUACACAAAUUAAAUUAUUUAAAAUAAUUAAUUUGAAAUUAGUACAAUUUAAUUACAAAAAAAAUUUUUUUACUUCCAAUUUUUUCUCCCGCUCGCUGUUAUUAGAAGAUAUUUUGAAGAAUGUUGGAAACUGGUAGCCAUUGACAUUACUUUUAUGAAAUCAAUUAUACUUAAUCGUACUUCUGUAGUCUGACACUAUCCAAUCUGACAUGUUCCGUGAUUAACUCUAAUAUAAGAUAUUUAGAAUAAUGUUGGAAACAGGUAGCUUCUGAUGUCCAUAGUCAUUUUUAACACACAGAAAAAUAUUUUGACGUUGCAAUUUUCUUACUUUGCAAGUCAGUGUCUAUUCAACUUUCUUUAAAAUAUGUUCAACAGAAAAAAAGGAAACUCUUACAAGUUUUGGAACCAUUUGAGAUUGAAUACAUGGUGAGAUGUUUACAUUUUUGGCUGAUUUAUCCCUCGACCACUAUAACCACUGAUGAGCAUAUCAUAUUCCUGAAAAUAUGAAUGAAAUGCAAGAGACACUUUUGUUUUUUUAAGGUACAGUGUUUUUUUUACCUUUUUACUUUUUUAAUAGCAUUAUGUUUGCCACUUGCACUUGAAUGCAUUUACAGUUUAAUACCAAGAUGUUGUGAGCAGCUGUGCGUGAGUUCAGACCACCAGCAGAUGAUCUUUGAAUAUUUAUCUCUCAUGCUGUAUAUAGUGAGAAUGAACAUCUGCACUCCACUGUCAACUGAUCCAUUGCUUCUCUUUGAAAUAAAAAUCAGUUGAAAACA
Molecule: messenger RNA, 7794 nt
Organism: Danio aesculapii
Lineage: Eukaryota; Metazoa; Chordata; Actinopteri; Cypriniformes; Danionidae
Gene: dnmbp
Product: dynamin binding protein
Exons: 17
Coding region: 335-5365 (1676 amino acids)
Biological process (GO): intracellular signal transduction
Cellular component (GO): cytoplasm
Molecular function (GO): protein binding; guanyl-nucleotide exchange factor activity
Source: RefSeq, a predicted model, not a curated record